UUUAAUAUUACAAGUUUUGUUAUAUAUGUACUAAUCCAUUUCAAUUUUAGUUAAUUUUAUUUAACUGUUGUACAUUUUAAAUUGCAAUUGUCAUUGAAGUGUAAUCAAUUAGAUGUUUAAUUUUGAAUUUCCCGCCUUUUUCUCGCGCUAAAUGUAUUUUAAAACAUGCGCAAUGCGCAGCUCCAUUCUGACGAGGUUAAGGUUAAAUGUGCCUUGACGAUUAACCGAAUAUAAUCCGGAGUGAAUCUUGACCGUUUUUUAAGUUAAUCGAGGAAAAAGACAUCAAGAACACACCGAAUUAUAUACAAUUUUAUUGCUAAGAUCAGAAGAGUAAUAUAGGUAAACAUUGUCAAAUCGAACAUGCGGAGAUACAUGUGCUAGAUAACUUCCUUGUUGAACACGCUCUUUGGUUAAAAGAGAGAAAACAUGAUUCAAGGGUGCAGGAGGCUCUGUGUGCUGCCAGCGCAGCAUCUCCUGUCGACGAGAUGCGCCGGUACAUUGUCCAAGGUGGACGCGAGGAAGCGGAGGAAUCAGCUGUUCGAGGAGGAGAAGCGUAGGCAGCGAUCUGAGCUGGGUAGGAUCGAGAAGAUAGAGGUGACGUACAGGUCGGUGGAGGAUGAAGUGGUGAUGGCGAUGAACCGCAACAUCUCGACGCCGUACGACUGCGCGAGGCACAUCUCCGAGAACGUCUCCAAGGCGUCCGCGAUCGCUCUGGUGGACGGUCGCAUCUGGGACAUGCACAGACCUUUCACGCAGGACAGAUGCGAGUUGCAGCUGGUGACUAUGCAGAGUCCGCGGACCGGCGCGGUCAACCACAUCUUCUGGCGAACGUGUUCGCUGAUCCUGGGCGCUGUUGCGGACAGCGCGUUCAAGGAUCACGUGGGUGUGCACCUGCACAGCUUCCCUGCGCCAUCGAUCCGCUCCGGAAGCUUUAUUUAUGAUGUAUUUGUCGACCUGCAAGACUGGAGACCGACAGAUUCCGAGCUGCGAGCUAUGUCUGCGCUCUUUGUCAAGCUGACAAACCGGGAAUUACUGCUGGAGAGGUUGGAAGUGCCACGUGGUGUUGCGUUGGACAUGUUUCAGGAUAAUCCCUUCAAGUCUGAGCAAAUACCUAGCAUCGCCAAGGACAGUGAUAAUGAUAAAGUGACGGUGUACCGUCUGGGGGAUCACGUGGACAUCAGCAAGGGUCCUAUGGUUUGUAACAGCGGCCUGAUAGGACGCGUCACCGUGACAGCCGUGCACAAACUCGAGGAUGGACCUGUGAACGGCCUGUACCGCUUUCAGGGCAUCGCCCUGCCCAAGGGCAUUAUGCUCAAUCAUUUCGCCUAUUCUAUCCUGGAGAAACGCGCCAAGAAACUGAACACCGCUACGUGGCAGCCUCAUCACGCAUCUGAGGACGAGAUGAUCAACAUGACUGCGUCAGUGAACUAAGUGAUGAACUCCGCUUCGUGAUUGAAGAAGAUCCUCGUGUAAAUAAAUGCAUCUCAUUUAUUUUAA
Molecule: messenger RNA, 1497 nt
Organism: Nylanderia fulva
Lineage: Eukaryota; Metazoa; Arthropoda; Insecta; Hymenoptera; Formicidae
Gene: mRpL39
Product: mitochondrial ribosomal protein L39
Biological process (GO): threonyl-tRNA aminoacylation
Cellular component (GO): mitochondrion
Molecular function (GO): threonine-tRNA ligase activity; nucleotide binding
Source: RefSeq, a predicted model, not a curated record